This is a messenger RNA of Miscanthus lutarioriparius, 1587 nucleotides long. The record is from the annotation of a GenBank genome assembly. Lineage: Eukaryota; Viridiplantae; Streptophyta; Magnoliopsida; Poales; Poaceae.
AUGCGGACGCGCGGGCCAUCGCGCUCGCGUCCCCAGCCGCUCAUCCGAGGCCGUCGAGACGGGGACGCUGCUCGCCCAGAGCGAGAACCCGCUCCGCGGUGCCUGUCGUGGGUGGAUCUCGCCUUCCUCGGAUUCGGCUCCGUCGUCGGCUCGGGCGUCUUCGUGCUCACCGGCCAGGAGGCGCGCUUCGACGCCGGCCUGGCCAUCCCUCUAGCCUACGCCGCUGCGGGCUUCUCGGCGCUGCUCUCGUCCUUCUGCUACGCCGAGCUCGCCACCGAGAUCCCGUCCGCCGGCGGCUCGUUCUCGUACCUGCGCGUCGAGCUUGGGGACCUGGCCGCGUUCAUCCCCGCGGGGAACAUCCUGCUCGAGGCCGUGGUGGGCGCCGCCGGCCUGGGCCGGUCCUGGACGUCGUACCUCGCGGCGCUCAUCGGCCGCGACAGCGAUGCGCUCCGCAUCCACGUGCCGGCGCUCGCUGACGGAUUCAAUCUGCUGGACCCGAUCGCCGCCGUCGUCCUGUGCGCCACCUCCGCGGUCGCCGUGUCUGGCGCGCGCCUCACCUCCACCGUCAACUCGAGCGUGUCCGUGGUCGGCAUCGCCAUCAUCGCGUUCGUGCUGGCCGCGGGCUUCUCGCACUUUGAGCCCGCCAACCUCGCGCCGUCCUUCUUCCCCUUCGGCGCCACGGGCGUCUUCCGCGCCGCUGCCGUCGUGUACUGGUCCUACACGGGGUUCGACAUGGUGGCCACCAUGUCCGAGGAGACCAAGAACCGCGGCCGCGACCGGUACAGCGACAUUGACGCCAACGCGGCCUACUUGGUGGCGUUCGCCGCGGCCGGGAUGAAGUGCGCGCGCUACAUCGUGGCACUCGGCGCUCUCAAGGGCAUGACGAGCGGCCUCCUCGUCGGCGCGCUCGGCCAGGCGCGCUACACCACGCAGAUCGCGCGCACGCACAUGAUCCCGCCCUACUUCGCGCUCGUGCACCCCAAGACCGGCACGCCCAUCUACGCCACCAUCGCCGUCACGCUCGGCGCCGCCUGCGUCGCGCUCUUCUCCAGCCUCGACGUGCUCGCGUCCGUCUCCUCCAUCAGCACGCUCUUCAUCUUCGCGCUCGUCGCCGUCGAGCUCCUCGUCCGACGCUACUACGUCGCGGGCACCACGUCACCCGCGCAGGCCCGCACCUUCCUCGCCUUCCUGGCGCUGAUCGUCCUGUCGUCCAUCGGCCUGUCCGUGUACUACAACUCGGACUACGUUGCUCGGUGGCCCGGGUACGUGGUGUUCGGCGCCCUGUGGGCGGCCGGCACGGCGGGGCUGGCGCUGUUCGCGAAGCAGCAGCGCGCGCCAAAGGUGUACGGCGCGCCGCUCAUGCCGUGGCUGCCGGCAAUGUCCGUCGCCACAAACCUCUUCCUGAUGGGCUCUCUCGGCUCCCUGGCCUACAUGCGCUUCGGCAUCUGCACGGCGGCGAUGCUUGUCUACUACGUGCUCUUCGGCGUGCACGCCACCUAUGACAUGGUGCACUCUGAAGGUCAGACGACAUCGGCUGCAGACGCUGCCACCGACGGCGUGGAGCAGAGGAAGAUAAUGCCGGUGUGA